Messenger RNA from Aspergillus aculeatus ATCC 16872, 1194 nucleotides. Its product is annotated as putative Phosphoserine phosphatase. Gene Ontology annotation, biological process: L-serine biosynthetic process; dephosphorylation. Gene Ontology annotation, cellular component: cytoplasm. The record is from RefSeq and is a predicted model, not a curated record. Lineage: Eukaryota; Fungi; Ascomycota; Eurotiomycetes; Eurotiales; Aspergillaceae. The transcript is spliced from 7 exons. The coding region runs from base 253 to 1047 and encodes 264 amino acids. Gene Ontology annotation, molecular function: phosphatase activity; magnesium ion binding.
UAUGGCGGGUUUCGUGAUUAUCCACUCUUUCACUGAUCGAGUCUAGCUGCUGGACUGCUGACUCUCUUCCUUUUUCUUCCCCCCUCUCCAACGCGGGGCUCUCUCUCUCAAAUUUCCUCAAGACUGUGAGCAUCAUUCAUUUGAUCAUUCUCUUGAACCAUUUCGUGCCCAGUUGUCCGCUCACCCGCCGCGGCCUUCCCCUGCCCCUCAAUCAGAACCACGAAUCAAACGCCCCUUUGACAAGUACCGACCAUGGCCGCCUCCAAUCUUCCAUACAUGAAGACCAACCCCAAAAUCAUCUUUUUUACGGACUUCGAUGGCACAAUCACUCUUGAAGACAGCAACGAUGCUAUGAUCGAUAACCUGGGUUAUGGGCGCGACAAGCGCCGCGAAGGGAACCUGGCGGUCCUUGAAGGCACAAUGAGCUUCCGUGACUCCUUCCGCGACAUGUUAGACAGUAUCAAGACCCCCUACAAUGAGUGUAUCGAGUACCUCAAGAAAAACAUGAAGCUAGACCCCUACUUCGUCGAGUUCUACCACUGGUCGCGGGAGAACAAUGUGCCGAUCGUUGUUUUGUCUUCCGGCAUGAUCCCCGUGAUCAGUGCCCUGUUCGAGGCGUUGCUGGGCGGCAAGCCAGACGACCAUCUCUACAUCGUUGCAAAUGAGGUUGAGAGCCGCGAUGGUAAGGACAUAAACAGCGAGGGUGGUUGGAAAAUCAAGUACCACGAUGAUAGCCAUUUCGGCCACGACAAAUCCUUGGAAAUCAAGCCUUACGCCGCGCUACCAGACAACGUGCGCCCGACCUUGCUGUACGCGGGCGAUGGGGUCUCUGAUCUGUCUGCUGCGGCAGAGACGGAUCUGCUGUUCGCUAAGCAGGGCAAAGACCUCGUGACUUUCUGCGAGCGUCAAGGUGUUCCCUUCACUCUCUUCGAAAGCUGGGAGUCGAUUCUUGCGACGACUAAGGACAUCCUGGCGGGCAAGGUCUCUGUGAAGAAAGUGGCUCAAGAAGGAUUGGACAAGGCCCAUGAGGGAGCCAACAAGGCCUGAACGAGAGGCAGUUUUGGCAGCAAUAGAUAUAGACUACAAGGUCAUAGACAUAUAGCCAGGCCAAGUGCUAGACUCUACAAUGAUAGAUAGACAUGACAUUCAAUUUUGUUCAGCUGGUAUCAACUGGCAGCUUACCAUAAAAUGGGG